This is a messenger RNA of Monodelphis domestica (gray short-tailed opossum), 2347 nucleotides long. RefSeq names its product limb development membrane protein 1 like (gene LMBR1L). The record is from RefSeq and is a predicted model, not a curated record. Gene Ontology annotation, cellular component: plasma membrane. Gene Ontology annotation, biological process: signal transduction; receptor-mediated endocytosis. Lineage: Eukaryota; Metazoa; Chordata; Mammalia; Didelphimorphia; Didelphidae. Gene Ontology annotation, molecular function: transmembrane signaling receptor activity.
CUUAUUUUGUAGUGAAGCCGACGGCGAAUGCGCUUGUAAUUCGGAACGUGGUGGCGUCUGCACCUUAAAGGGACAGUUGCGCUCAGGGGCCCACGUUCUGUUUGGAGGCGGCGUGGCGGUGGCUGCUCCUUUAAGGGCGGGGCUACGAGGGGAGGGACGGCUAGAGGGGCGGGCGAAGCUAGGACUCGAGUUGGCCCCGUGUCCUGGUCGAGGCCGCAGCGGGGAGAGUCUGAGUUGGGUCCGGGUGCUCGGCAGUGGGAGAGCUUUCUCCCGCUCGAACUCUCCGGACCCCGGAGAACCCCGCUCCCAGCCAUGCUGAGCAGAGCAUGGAAGCGGCGGACUACGAGGUGCUGUCGGUGCGGGAGCAGUUGUUCCACGAGCGAGUUCGGGAGUGCAUAAUCUCCACACUGCUGUUUGCAACGCUUUACAUCCUCUGCCAUAUCACUCUGACCCGAUUCAAGAAGCCAGCUGAUUUUACUACAGUUGAUGAUGAGGACGCCACAGUCAACAAGAUUGCACUUGGCCUCUGCACCUUUACUUUAGCGGUUGCCCUGGCUGCAGUCCUGCUCCUGCCUUUUUCCAUCCUUAGCAAUGAAGUGCUUCUUUCUCUUCCCCGGAACUACUAUAUCCAGUGGCUCAAUGGCUCUCUCAUCCAUGGACUCUGGAACCUGGUCUUUCUCUUCUCUAAUCUGUCUCUUGUCUUCCUCAUGCCCUUUGCCUACUUUUUCACUGAAUCAGAAGGCUUUGCUGGCUCCAAGAAGGGGGUCCUGGGCAGGGUUUAUGAGACAGUGGUCAUGCUGCUACUCUUGUCACUGCUGGUGCUAGGCAUGGUGUGGGUAGCCUCUGCCAUUGUGGACAACAGCAAGACCAGCCGGGAGUCUUUGUAUGAUCUCUGGGAGUACUACCUCCCCUAUCUCUAUUCCUGCAUCUCCUUUCUGGGUGUGCUGCUCCUCCUGGUGUGUACUCCACUGGGCCUUGCCCAGAUGUUCUCUGUCACUGGAAAACUGCUGGUCAAGCCCAGGCUUCUAGAAGACCUGGAAGAACAGCUGCAUUGCUCGGCCUUUGAGGAGGCAGCGCUGACCCGAAGGAUGUGUAACCCUACUUCGUGUUGGCUGCCCCUGGACAUGCAGAUGCUGCACAGACAGGUUGUGACUCUGAAGACACAAAGGCUUAUGCUGGAGAAACGACAGAAGGCCUCUGCUUGGCAAAGAAACCUGGGUUACCCUCUGGCCAUGCUGUGUCUGCUGUUGCUGACGGGUCUCUCUGUGCUCAUUGUUGCCAUCCACAUCCUGGAGCUACUGAUUGAUGAGGCAGCCAUGCCCCGUGGCAUGCAGGAUACCUCCUUGGGCCAGGUGUCAUUCUCCAAGCUGGGCUCCUUUGGUGCCAUCAUCCAGGUCAUACUCAUCCUUUACCUGAUGUUGUCCUCUGUUGUGGGCUUCUAUAGCUCCCCAUUGUUUAGAGGCCUUCGACCCAAACGCCAAGAUACAGCCAUGACCCAGAUCAUUGGGAACUGUGUCUGUCUCCUAGUGCUGAGCUCAGCCCUGCCUAUUUUCUCUCGUACACUAGGGCUUACCCGCUUUGACUUGCUGGGCGACUUUGGACGCUUCAAUUGGCUGGGAAACUUCUACAUCGUGUUCCUGUACAACGCUGCCUUCGCCGGCCUCACCACCCUCUGCCUGGUCAAGACGGUCACUGGAGCCGUUCGGGCAGAGCUUAUCCGAGCCCUCGGCCUUGACAGGCUCCCGCUGCCCGUCUCUGGGUUUCCACGGCAGCACAGCAAGACUCAGCUCCACUGACCUCGAUCGGAGGCGUCAGGGUGGAGGGGAGAGAAGACUGGAUACUGCCAGGCACCUGGGGGUUGGGGGGGGGACUGGGUGCUCUCUGAGGCCUGGAAGUUUUCUGUGAGGGGGCCAGGCCUUGGAGGGUAGCUAAGACCUUUGCACUGCUGUAUAAUCUGAGCCAACGUUUGGGGCCCAUUUCUUUUCCCUCCCCCUGCUACCAACCCUUCUCAGAAAAAUGCUGGGCCCCUGGCCCAAAGGCUGGUACCCCAAAUGCUCUCCUGGCCUCAUCUUCGUUUACAUAUUAAUCUGCCUCAUUUUAGUCCUGGGCAUUGCCCCUGGCCAUGUUUACAUGAUCGAUGUGCAAUAGGGGAGGGGAGGAAUUGGGAAGUGGGGAAAGAAUGGGGAGAUGGUGGGUCACCCUCAGCCCCCGUGUCCUGCUCUGAGGAGGGCCUCGAAUGGGACGAGGCCAGCAAGGUUUGUUCCCGCUGAAGAUAAAGAUCCUUCCCUGCCCUCCUUUCCUUCCCUCCCCCCAAUAAAGUUGUUCUUUUGGGUUCUUUUUUUAAAAA